Aspergillus chevalieri is the source of this 2253-nucleotide messenger RNA. RefSeq names its product RNA polymerase II mediator complex middle subunit MED1. The transcript has 2 exons. Gene Ontology annotation, cellular component: mediator complex. The record is from RefSeq and is a predicted model, not a curated record. Bases 1 to 2253 code for a protein of 750 amino acids. Gene Ontology annotation, molecular function: transcription coregulator activity. Gene Ontology annotation, biological process: regulation of transcription by RNA polymerase II. NCBI's taxonomy places the organism in Eukaryota, Fungi, Ascomycota, Eurotiomycetes, Eurotiales, Aspergillaceae.
AUGGCGACUCCCUCUUCCAAACAGAAUCCAGGUGCAACACCAACGCACUUAACCUCCUCUCCCAGGCCAGCAGGAGUUCCCAUGGCCCGUCCCAUGUCACACAAGUCACCAUCGGCAAGAAGCCCCUCGGCGUCGGGGCACUUUCAUGGUGGUGGUGGGAGUCACGCACCGCUGCAUCAGUACUCUACGCCUCUUGCCGUUGCAGCCGCGGGGCUCGAUGAUCCAGUUACUUUCAGUUCGCCAUCGGCCCUCUUAGCACUUGGCGGGUACAGUGGGAUUAGCCCGUCUCCUGCAACGCAUGAGGUUCUGGUUGGGGCUGGCAUGCACGAUAGCGAUAUCCACGCGCUCGGAAUGCAGGGAUUUAAGCUUGGAAAUGCUCGCGAUAGUGAUGAAGAGCGGAGGCGACAUAUUGAGGAUGUUGUCCAGAUGUUACGGACUCGUGUUGCGGGGAGGGGUGUGUGCAGGGAGGGUAUUGAACGAUUGGGACAGCUUGAGGGAUUCGAAUCGAUUUGGCAGGAGGACAACCUCAGCAUUGCGGGUAACUUCGUCGAUUUGGAAAUCGAAUUCCAUCCGGGAAAACACACAGUGAAAGACGUGAGUUUGAAAUAUGCGACACCGGAAGCUACUGAGGGUGAGGGGAGAGAGGAGGCUACUGCUGUCUUGAGGCGGGAUUUGAUGCAAUCGCCUGAGGAGAUAGAACGGGGUGCUUGGAAAUCGCUGAAUGGGUUCUAUGAGAACCUGCGAUGGCUGGCCAAGUUGGACCGACUCAGUCAAGAAGUCAACUGCUUUGAGGCUAUCGAAGGCCUUUACGAGAGCUUGAAACGGAUCUGGGACGUGGAAAGCAGGCACUCGAAGUUUUCUGAAACCUACGAGCAUCUAUGCAGUGGAUGGGUUGGUCGACCAUCUCUGCACAGGGGAGGUCGAAUCGGAAUCAGUCUGGACUACUGGGUAUACCAAGCAAAAAUCUUGGAUGCGAAACGAAAAAGCACAUCGCCUGGCGCGAUGGUACUUGACAACGCUGACCAGGAAUUCGAUAAUCAUCAACAUAAGAUGUGGAGCGCCAUGAUCGAGUGUGAAGAGGGUUACCCGUCACUCCGCGUGUCCAAAGAUUGGGUGAACUCCGAGGUUCUGGUACCUACAGAAACCGAUGAGUCAUCCGCUCCCAAGGAAAGUGCUGCACCAGACGUCUCUAUGGUCAACUGGGCCGAGCCGCCAAUGACUACGAGCUCCGACAACCAAGGCAACCCCGAUGCCAUGGCGCUUGAUUCAGGCAUGCUGGGUUCGUCUACGCCCAAUCGCCGCUUUGUUGCAAAAAUAGAACCACCUCUUGAUGUUCCUAUCCUUGCAGCUUCCGAUAUCUACAGACAGCUGGGCCUUCAAUUACCGCAAGAGUUCAGAAUGGUGACGUACGACGGCUUGCUUGUUCCGGGAUCGUCCCCAUUGUCUGGGGCAGAUAUUAUGGGCUUUGACACUGAGGAGGCAUCGCAGGCUGACCGAAGGAAACGUCGGCUGUCUGUACAGGCGUUUGAUUCAGAAGACAAGCCCUGUAAAAAGCAACAUUGUUAUACAUUCCAAGCCUUCGAAUCAGUUGCCGGCAGGACCAUGCGGGAUAUUCCAUUUUCGCAUCCCCGUCAACUUGCGGAGAUCCUUCCGGUUCUGCGUCAGUAUGCCACGUUGGAGAAUAUGAUUCAGAAGAUCUUUGAUACCUCGUCGAGAGACCAUGACGACAAACAAGAUGGACAGGGGUCCACGAAACUCGACAGAAAGCAGCAGGCUGCGCAAUCAGGCACAGCCAACGGGAAAGGAGACGUUACCAUCCUAAGCAAUCAGGACCCAAAUGAACAGAAGCUCGACGCCUUAAUGAAGGGACUUAAUGUGGAGGGUGCGUCGACUGAUAAUGAUGCAGACGACGUCAAAAUCGACAUCACAUUGCGGACGCAACUCGGACAGGCCCCUGUGAUCAUGCUACUCUUCACGAUCAACGAUGCGGCCAUCGAAAACAACUAUCUCAGCACCUUUUCGAUCAGUUUCGAGGUUGGAUUGAACGGACACGUCACAGUCGUGGACACAUCUGGCUUGUGGGAGGAGCCGGUUUCCGGCGACGACAGGCCCGAAGGUGCAGAUACAGAUGACCAAAAGAACGAAGCGUCGGAAAUGCCGAAGAAGAUCGCCCGCGCCCUCGAGGUCUCUCAGGAUUUAGGGAUAUUGGUAGAGUGGGUUCUGCGAUGGAGACGGCAGCGGGAAAGCACGUAA